Messenger RNA from Cephus cinctus (wheat stem sawfly), 955 nucleotides. Its product is annotated as putative nuclease HARBI1. NCBI's taxonomy places the organism in Eukaryota, Metazoa, Arthropoda, Insecta, Hymenoptera, Cephidae. The record is from RefSeq and is a predicted model, not a curated record. The transcript is spliced from 5 exons. The coding region runs from base 20 to 955 and encodes 311 amino acids.
CCAGAACUGGUUGUGACAAAUGGAGGAAUUUGACGUUUUCUACGAAAGUGAUACUAGCAACGAGGAGCACUAUGAAGACCAUGAAUUUUCAAGAAGAUAUCAAUUUACUAAAGCCGUUGUAAUUGAUGUAUUGUUGCCUUUAACGCGUGCGAAGCUGGAAAAGCAUUGUAAUCGAGGACUACCUAUACCUCCACUUAUACAAUUGCUAACAGCCUUAAGAUUUUAUGCAUCAAACAGUUUUCAGAUGGUUCAUGGAGACCUGCGUUGGUUGAGUCAAGCCUCAGUAAGCCGCAUCGUGAAAAACGUCUCCAUGGCAUUUGCUGAACAGUUGAAGCAAUUUAUUUGUUUCCCACGAAGUGACACAGGAAUCCGUCGAAAUACAACAAAAUUUUACACGACUGCUCAUUUCCCUUCUGUUGUUGGAUGUUUGGAUUGUACACACAUUCCAAUUUCAAAUCCAGGAGGAGAAAAUGCCGAAGUUUUUCGAUGCAGAAAAGGCUAUUUUUCUUUAAAUGUACAGGUUGUCUGUGGCCCAAACAUGGAAAUUAUGGAUAUUGUUUUAAGGCACCCAGGUUCAACACACGAUAGCGUAAUUUUUGAUAGAAGUGCUGUUCGAGCACAUUUUGAAGCAGGCGAAUUUCGCGGCGUUUUGCUUAGAGAUAACGGAUAUCUCUGUCGUAAAUACUUAUUAACUCCAAUAUUAAAUCCAAGUGAUGAGCAGGAAAUUGGUUACAAUAAUGCCCAUAUAAAAACUCAAAAUAUCAUUGAAAGAGUUUUCGGUGUUUGGAAACGUCGCUUUCCAUGCUUACAAAACGGUUUACGUCAUAACGAAAAUAACGUUCUUGAUCCAAAUGUAGUUUCCGACGAUGUAGAGGAUGGAUCAGUUUACAUUAAUUCUAAUGAACGAAAUUCGCAAUUCGCAGUCCGCAGAACAUUCGUGAAUACUUACUUUUAA